Messenger RNA from Capsella rubella, 1396 nucleotides. Its product is annotated as probable protein phosphatase 2C 2. Lineage: Eukaryota; Viridiplantae; Streptophyta; Magnoliopsida; Brassicales; Brassicaceae. The record is from RefSeq and is a predicted model, not a curated record. Gene Ontology annotation, molecular function: cation binding; protein serine/threonine phosphatase activity. The transcript is spliced from 2 exons. The coding region runs from base 50 to 1201 and encodes 383 amino acids. Gene Ontology annotation, biological process: protein dephosphorylation.
UCGUAGACACAAAUCAAAUUACCUUGGAAAACGUUUUUCUUUACAAACGAUGUCGUUUACAGUUGCCGUUUGCAACUCGCCGGUGUUCUCUCCGUCAUCGUCGUCACUUUUCUGCAACAAAACGUCGAACAUUCCUCCGGCUCAUGAAACCCUAACUCUAUCCCUAUCCCAUCUCAAUCCUCCAGCUUCUUCUCCCUCUCCUUCCUCUGCGACUCCCGCAUCUCCGUUCUGCCUCCGUCUCCUUAAACCCACCGCUAAACUAGGUUUUGGAUCGGACUCUGUUCCCGGAAGCGUUCUGAAGAGGAAACGCCCGAUGAGGCUUGACAUACCAGCGGCUAUUUCAGCACCUAUAUCAGCUGAGGCGGUGACUACAGAGACGCUGAGGGAGGAGCGCAGAGAGGUGGUGGAGAGUGAAGGUGAUGAGUACUCUGUUUAUUGCAAGAGAGGAAGAAGAGAAGCUAUGGAGGAUCGUUUCUCUGCCAUCACCAAUCUCCGAGGUGAUCCAAAACAGGCAAUAUUCGGAGUCUAUGAUGGUCACGGAGGAUCAAAAGCUGCUGAGUUUGCGGCUAACAACUUGUGUAAUAACAUUCUAGAUGAGAUUGUUGGCGGGAUGAACGAUUCAAAGAUUGAAGAAGCCGUAAAACGCGGUUAUCUAGCGACUGAUUCUGAGUUUCUUAGGAAGAAAGAUGCUAAGGGUGGCUCGUGCUGUGUCACGGCUCUGAUCAACGAUGGAAAUCUUGUGGUGGCAAAUGCUGGUGACUGCCGUGCUGUUCUGAGCGUUGGAGGGUUCGCGGAGGCUAUGACUUCUGAUCAUCGCCCUUCGAGAGAAGAUGAACGUAACAGAGUUGAGAGCUCGGGAGGUUAUGUUGAUACAUUCAAUAGUGUUUGGAGAAUCCAAGGAUCUUUAGCAGUAUCUAGAGGGAUCGGAGAUGCUCAUCUCAAACAAUGGAUAAUAUCUAAUCCAGAGACAAAGGUUCUGCGAAUAGAUCCCCAACACGAGUUCUUGAUCUUAGCGUCAGAUGGUUUAUGGGACAAGGUUAGUAAUCAGGAGGCAGUAGACAUAGCUCGACCAUUUUGCAUGGGAAUGGAUCAGAAACUGAAGCCUUUGCUAGCUUGUAAGAAGCUCGUUGACCUCUCUGUAUCACGAGGCUCCUUGGACGAUAUCAGUGUGAUGUUGAUUCCGUUGUGCCGCUUCUUAUGACCACCAUAGGAGAAAUAUAAAGAUAAGAAAACAUCUUUAGAUUUCAGACGUUAGAGUUUGGAGUCCUUCUUACAUUCUCUUGGUAGUUUUUAACUUCAAUUAGUUAUUUUAGUUGUAACGAAACUUUUGUGUAUACUACCUUUGACAAAAAUAAGCUUCUUAUGAUUAAAUAAAAAUCAUAAACAUUACUGUAUU